Messenger RNA from Heterobilharzia americana, 2980 nucleotides. The record is from the annotation of a GenBank genome assembly. Lineage: Eukaryota; Metazoa; Platyhelminthes; Trematoda; Strigeidida; Schistosomatidae.
AUUCUUUCCAACCGCGCUCCUUGAAUAGUGACGUGUUUUCUCUCGUCUCUCAGCUUUUGGAUUUUUCCACAUUGAAAAACUCCCACUUACAAUACUCAAUCUAAAAAGAUCGAACGUUUGCAGCACUUCUGUCCGUCCACGCACCUCACCCCUGCGUAUUCGUCAGCCCACUUCUCAACAGUUGAAAAUUGGCAUUAUUAUUCCUUUGAACCAACCGGUCCACCUCCUGUCAGUGGUUCUUGGGCGUUUCAACUGCCAAACUGCCUUAGCUCUCGGUUCUCCUCGGAGGUCAUUCCCCAGGAAAUAUCUUUCCUGGUUAUACAUACGCAUCUGGAGCUUACGGUUAAACUCGUUGGUCAAGAGCAGAGGAUCAAGUGACAAGUGUCUGAAGGUACCUACACAGACAGGAGUCACGGUUGUUCUCUAAACUUCCCAGCAGCCCGUAGCUCCCUAAUCACUCUACAAAUUACAACCUACUAACCCACAAAACAUCCACCUCACCGAAGCUAAAAGCAAGAAAGCAGAGGGGAUUUCCUCGUCCACUGCAGGAGUGAACCGAACAACUGGAACCAAGCCCUAAGAACUAGACGCGAGAGAUCAAAAACUACUAGUUUUCUACGCUCGCACUAUCAAUAUUGGAUAUUGGAUUGGAUUUCCAGAAAGUGGAGCGGCUUUUCCAACUGAUGUGCAACUUCAUGCGGAGUUUAAGGUGUGACGAGUUUGUGGUACAUCAAUCCCAUGACUUAUGUUUUAACGAAACUUUCUAAAUUGUGGUUUCCACACUUCACAUCAGUUGGAACUUUGUGCCAUUCGUCGGUUUGUUUGACAGCUAAUGCUUCUGUCCCCCUUCUAGAGCUGAAGAGUCGACGUAGAAGCUUUAUAACUAAGCUUGACGAAUUCGCAAAGGAGUUACCAAAAUGGUCGUCUUGUCAUCUAGUUGUAAUACCAGCGUCAGAAGUACAAUAUAUGGCAUAUCAUGUCCCGUAUCCUUUCCAUCAAGACUCCAACUUCUUUUAUUUCACAGGACUAAAUGAACCGAAUGGAGUUUUAUUGUUUUGUAAAAGUAAGGUUGAAGAAAGCCCUAACCCAAGUGAUGCCUGUUGGUCAACUCAUUUAUUUCUUGAUGUUCACAAUGAACAUAAAGAAAUCUGGGAUGGUCCUUCUUUAACAUUAUCAGAAGCAUCUUCAAUAACUGGGAUUAGUGAUUCUCAUCCUCUAAAUGAUUUCUGUAACUUUUUACGUCAUCAAGUCUCAUUUUCACGAUCUGUUUGCUUUUGGUACAUUCCAUUAUCAUCAAACCAUCUUGUUGAGCGUCCUCAAAAUAACUUUAUCCUGAAAAAUAUUCUACAGACUUUCAGGGAGAUAAACGAUAAAAGUAUCAGUUUUCAGAAUCCCGAGUGUGUAAUAGACAGUCUUCGUUUCACAAAGUCAAACUAUGAAAUUCGUCAGAUAAAAACUGCAGUUAUCGCAGCUAUUGAAUCCUUGGAAUCCGCUAAGCAAAUCACAAAACCAGGAAUAACGGAAGCUUCUUUGCAAAAUCACAUCGAAUAUCAAAUGCGUAAUCGAGGCUGUUCUAUCGGAUAUCCACCUGUGGUUGCUGGUGGUAAACGAACGAAUAUUAUACAUUACAUGAAAAAUAAUUCGGAAAUUAAAAACGGAGAGCUAGUCUUAGUGGAUGCUGGCUGUCGCAUGAAUGGAUAUACAUCCGACAUUACUCGAACUUGGCCAGUCAACGGUCAAUUUUCAAAACCUCAGAAAGUUAUAUAUGAAAUACUAACUGAUGUGCAAAGGUCGUGUGCUUCUUUCGCCUCUCCUGAGAAGAGUUUACAGGAUAUAUAUCACCAUAUGUUAUCAGAAAUAGGACGACACUUGGUUAAUGAACGUAUUAUUCCAGAUCACGACAGGUUUUGUGUAAGUUGGUAUCAUUAUUGUACCUGAAAGUGGAUAGAAUAUGCUGCACACAACUUUAACCAGUUUGUUUUCGGUGCAUUUCCGAGAAAUGCACAGCUAAAAUUGUUUCCAAUAUCGGUCACUGUAUUGAUAUCUCAUACGUUCAUGCUACUGAAUUGUUUAAAAAUAUGAAAUUCCCAGAUUACGUAUACAUCUUAUAAGUGCAGCAUUUGACAAUCGUACCGAAGUUACUUUUUUUUUUCAUCAACAUACUUUGUUCAAAAUAUUGGGGAUACACUUCAAACCACAUCAAGAAAUUCCUAAUGUAAUGAACAGAAACAAUGUGUUUUUAUUGACGUGAAACAAAACCUUAUUAUAACUUAUUUAUGAAGCAGGACAAAUACAAUGUCAUGAAGGUAGGGGUUGGAGUAUGUCAUCUAGUCUCUGGAUUUAGAAGUACUAAAGAGUUAGCUGAAUACUGAUAUCUGCGUCGCAGAGUACAAGUGGUCAAAUGUCCUGCUAAUUCGUCAUCUAAAUAAAACUGCUUUUAACACAGACAUUUGAUAAUGUUUUGUAAACCCAGCAACUGCAUGAGAAAAUGUCAGCGUGCCAUAUGUUUAUAUAUAUAUUCCUCCUUAGCGUUACAUGAAAAUUUCGUUUAAAAAUAUUCCAGAUGGCGCAAAAAAUCUGUCCACAUCAUGUCGGUCAUUAUCUUGGCUUGGAUGUACAUGAUACUCCAACAAUACCGUAUACUGAACUUCUUCAAGCGGGAGUCGUUUUCCCUUUGGAACCGGGUAUAUACUUCCGAGACGAUCUGGGGAAAAUGGGUAUUUCUAAGGAGUUUCUCGGUAUCGGUAUGAGAGUAGAAGACGAUUUUGUUAUGACAAAACGUGGUGCUGCUCAGAAUUUAAAACACGCUGGUGCUGAUGUAUUAGACGAAGAAAUUGAAAUAACAAUAUAGAUUUUGUAAAAUGAUGUCUUUUCGUGACUUUCAUUAUGACUUCUACCAAGUAUGCUCUUUAACUAUUCCCAAGUUUUGGUGUAGUAUAAGUUUAAUAGUUGAUAAUGCCACAACCAAAACAGAUAUUAG